UCUGUGUUACCACAUCAACCCAACCCCCGUCUCAAGCGAAUAAGCAUCACUUUUCUUAUUGAGGGGGAAUAAUAUGGAUCGUAGAAGCGCGUUUGCGGUUGCUUUGAUUUGCAUUGUGGUGGCUUGUGUAGGUGGUCAAUCUCCGACCGCCGCUCCCACUAAAGCACCAGCAGCAGCGACUACUCCUGCUGCUGCUGCACCCGCUACGGCUCCUGUCAGUAAAUCUAAGUCACCAGCUCCGACCGCUGCUCCAACUGCUUCUCCACCAACUUCUUCGCCACCUACUUCGUCAGCACCGGCUACUGCUCCCUCGAAGUCUGCGGCGGUUCCAGCUUCUUCCCCUCCGGCCGUUGCUCCGGUGAGUUCUCCACCGGCUUCAGUUCCUGUGAGUUCUUCUCCAGCCAAAUCGCCUCCUGCUGCCGCACCGACAACUCCUCCAGAGAGUUCAGCCUCUCCUCCGGCUCCUGUUGCGGCUCCAACUGCUGCCGAUGUUCCUGCACCAGCUCCAAGCAAGAGCAAGAAGAAGUCAAAGAAACACAGUGCUCCCGCUCCUUCACCUGAUUUGCUCGGACCUCCGGCUCCACCAACCGGUGCUCCAGGACCUAGCCUCGAUGCGUCCUCUCCCGCCCCUUCUGCCGCCGCCGAUGAGAGUGGAGCGGAGAGAAUGAAGAGCUUGCAGAAGAUAAUUGGAGGAUUGGCAUUAGGAUGGGCAGCCAUUGGGUUGAUCUUCUAGAGAAGAGAGAUUUGGAUUAAGUUUAUUUAUUAUAAUUUUUAAUUUCACUGUUUAAUACAUUUGAGAUUAUGGUAUAUUUAUUUUACUCCAUUUUGUUUCCUUAUAAAUACUUGCCUUAGUGGGGUGGUUUUUACUUUAUAUAUUAGCUUGAGAUC
Messenger RNA from Hibiscus syriacus, 888 nucleotides. RefSeq names its product lysine-rich arabinogalactan protein 18-like. Gene Ontology annotation, cellular component: plasma membrane. The transcript has 2 exons. Bases 74 to 733 code for a protein of 219 amino acids. Lineage: Eukaryota; Viridiplantae; Streptophyta; Magnoliopsida; Malvales; Malvaceae. The record is from RefSeq and is a predicted model, not a curated record.